This is a messenger RNA of Amphibalanus amphitrite, 1633 nucleotides long. Its product is annotated as glyceraldehyde-3-phosphate dehydrogenase 2-like. Lineage: Eukaryota; Metazoa; Arthropoda; Thecostraca; Balanomorpha; Balanidae. Gene Ontology annotation, biological process: glucose metabolic process. The coding region runs from base 440 to 1441 and encodes 333 amino acids. The record is from RefSeq and is a predicted model, not a curated record. The transcript has 7 exons. Gene Ontology annotation, molecular function: NADP binding; oxidoreductase activity, acting on the aldehyde or oxo group of donors, NAD or NADP as acceptor; NAD binding.
AACAAACAUCCUUCAGAAAGAUUUCGGAAAACAAUCUUCAGUGUGAAUCGAAAAUGUAUGUAAUAAAAUAAGACUUGAUGAUACUUCUGCUUGAAAGCCGCACAGUUUGACCUUGUGAAGGUCAUUGAAGUAGUUUAUGGUAAAUAUUUGUUUUAAAUUAAUUUUGAGGCUCGAUUCAGCCAUUAAGAGUCAUAAACAAAUAUUGAAAAGAGACGUGGUUUAUUAAAGUUAUCUUCAAUGAAGAUAUUUUAGACUUUGGUCUUUGUGAAGUAAAUGAAUCUGUGCUCCUUCCUUCCAGUCUGUUAUGCUCGAGAGGUGGUUUGACGCAAGGAUUGACGGGUCACGGACUCUAGCAAAGCCAAAAUCUGUCAAUGUUCGGUAAAUAUUAAUUUUCAAGUUUCAACCAACUACAGCUGAAACGGGCUCAGAACCGUUCACCAUGUCUAAGAUCGGAAUCAACGGCUUUGGGCGUAUCGGCCGCCUGGUGCUGAGGGUGGCUGUCGAAAAGGGUGCUCAGGUCGUUGCCAUCAACGAUCCGUUCAUCACUCUGGACUACAUGAUCUACAUGUUCAAGUACGACUCCACCCACAGCCGCUUCAAGGGAGAGGUCAAGAUCGACGGCGAGUACCUUGUCGUGAACGGAAUGCGCAUCGCCGUGUUCAACGAGAUGAAGCCGACCGAGAUUCCGUGGUCGAAGGCGGGCGCCGAGUACGUGGUCGAGUCCACCGGCGUGUUCACCACCGUCGAGAAGGCCAGCGCGCACCUGGAGGGCGGCGCCAAAAAGGUGGUCAUCUCGGCGCCCUCGGCCGACGCGCCCAUGUUCGUCGUCGGCGUCAACCUGGACGCCUACAAGCCCGACAUGAAGGUGGUAUCGAACGCCUCGUGCACGACCAACUGCCUGGCGCCGCUGGCCAAGGUGAUCCACGACAACUUCACCAUCGUGGAGGGCCUGAUGACCACCGUGCACUCGACCACGGCCACCCAGAAGACGGUGGACGGGCCCAGCGGAAAGAGCUGGCGUGACGGCCGCGGCGCUGGCCAGAAUAUCAUCCCGGCGGCCACCGGCGCCGCCAAGGCCGUCGGCAAGGUGAUCCCCGACCUGAACGGCAAGCUGACCGGCAUGGCGUUCCGCGUGCCCACGCCGGAUGUCUCGGUGGUGGACCUGACGUGCCGGCUCGGCCAGGAGGCCACUAUGGACGACAUCAAGGCCAAGAUCCGCGCGGCCGCAGAGGGGCCGCUCAAGGGCAUCCUGGGAUACACCGAGGACGAGGUGGUGUCCCAGGACUUCCUCGGCGACUCCCACUCGAGCAUCUUUGACGCCAAGGCCUGCAUCCAGCUGAGCGGCACGUUCGUGAAGCUCAUCUCUUGGUACGACAACGAGUGGGGCUACUCCAACCGUGUGGUGGACCUCAUCAAGUUCAUGCAGACCAAGGACAAGUAAGCCGCAGACGGGCGAGCAAGCGACUGCGACCCUCUGCAUCUAACACCUGUGCGUUGGACGCUAUCUAACACUCGGUGUGGUAGCUUAGUGUUAACUAACACAUUUUAGGACGGUUGCGGUGCAUGGACUAAUGCUUCAUAGACAGUAGUUGUGUUAAAUUGAUGAUGUUGGUUAAUAUAGGAUUCUGUUGAA